Messenger RNA from Symsagittifera roscoffensis, 2422 nucleotides. RefSeq lists its product as uncharacterized. The transcript is spliced from 3 exons. NCBI's taxonomy places the organism in Eukaryota, Metazoa, Xenacoelomorpha, Acoela, Convolutidae. Bases 669 to 2303 code for a protein of 544 amino acids. The record is from RefSeq and is a predicted model, not a curated record.
UGUCACAUAUAAAUGUUCGAAUUGGGAGAGCGUCAAGAUGUUCUUUGAAAAGACAAACUGAAAAAAGCACAAAAUAGAAUUCGGCGUUCCUCAGUGAAUAAUUGUUUCCCUGCUUGGCGUUGAGUUCGAUGCUGCGGAUAAACUACCCAUAUUGAUAGCGACGAAUAUUUUGUAUAGAAGGUUUCUUCCUAAUAGAUUUUUUGCAAUGUUUUUACCGGAUCUAAUUGUGGGAUGUGAGUUUUAUGAGGACGCAAGUGGCAAUCAAGGGAACCUGGGAUCAAACGAUUUAUAAUGUUUUUAGUAUGCGCUUAAGAUUGUAAACUAAAAAGUGACUUUUCUUUCUAAUAUUAAACGAAAACCGAGAAAACGUUUUUGAAAAGUAAUAUCGAUCGGGACACGGCUGCAAGGGCUUUGCUAAGAUAUAUCACGCCAUCUGCCGAUUGUAUUGAGCACCUAAUUUCGCAUGAAAAUCUGAAAAUCACUCGAUUAUAAAAUUUCUUCCAUUUGGUGGUCGAAACUAAUAUGUAAAGUUUCAAGUAUUUCUAUUUUUCUCUGUAGCAAAUUUUGUAUAUCUAGAAUGUUUCAGUUGCCAACAAUCUCCAGUGUUCAAUGUGAUAAGUCUAUUCCGAACAGUAGAUGAUUUCAAUCCAGUCUACUUGGGCUCACUAAUGUGUGACAUUGGACUGAUAUGGAUUCAAACAAAACCGAACUCUUACCAAGUUUCCGUCAAAAUUAACCCUCCCACUGAUUUGUACCUUGAUCCGACAACAAAUCCUCCGACUACAACUGUCGUCACAACUAGCGAGACGACGGCUACUUUUAAUCCGACACAACCUGUUACUUCUCAGAGCACUGUGAGAGUUGUUACGACACAGCAGCGUGAAACGAGCACGGAUUCGACUACAGCUUCUGUGAAGCCUCAAAACGUGUUGGUAGAUCCUCCCAUCGGAGUUUCAGAUGGUCAAAAAUCAGAUAAAACAAGCAAGGAUACUUUUGAUUCGCCUGGACAAUAUAUCGAUGAGAAACUGAAAACUAAUGAAGGAACAGAGCCUUUUUUGAAGGAACAGAUAAUUUCGAGUUUUGUGCGAUCAGUUUCAACUACAAAAGUUGCGGUUCAAACGAGCACACGGGCGCCCGUGCAAAUUUCACCUCUGCAGAAAUUCAAGUCUUGGUUGGUACAAAACGGUCAGGAGUCUUUAGCCAAUGCAUGCUCUAAAUGGGUUAUAAAUUCAACAUAUGAUUCAAAGUUGAAUGCAACAGCUGUCAGAAAAGUGAUUAGAGCCAACUGUUCUCAUCCAAGUUUCAACGUCAAACUUUUCUUUGGGUUCGAUUUUGAUAUUAAGAAGACAAACUUCGAGAAGCCUAUUUUGUCGUUUUUCAAUGAAACUUCUUGGGGAGCGCCUUACAAUAGUAACUGGAAAGACACGUGGUUAGAAACUCGUGUCUAUAAAACUGUUGACGUUCUUCCAUCAGAAAUAAAGUCCUUUAUCAGUCAGCAAUGUGCUGGGCUGAAAACGUCUGUUGCUUCUCUAAACAACGAGAACGUGAAUUCUACAGAGUUCACAAAGGUUGUUUGCACUAAAGUCACACAGAAGAGUCUGUUCAUCAGAUCGUUCACGCCCGAUGCUCCCAAGCCCCUGUUCAUUAAGAUGCACUCAACUAAGCCGAAAUAUGUUGAGGAUGCGCAUAAGGUGUUUGCGAAGUACAGACAGCUGUUCGACGAGGAUAAAUUAAGUGUAGUUGACGAGGACGUGGGAAAAUUGGACAAGGUAGAGAGAGAGAUGCUCCGAUUGGAGUGCACUUCUGGUCUAUUUUCAAGAGGCGGAGUCUUUAUUGACUACAAAGUGAACUACGUCAGUUCUUUUGUGGAGCUACAGUGCAAAAACAGUUCAACACCCAAAACAUUCUACCUCGAGUAUGAUAAACCCGAUGUGGCUCAAACUGUGUAUGACCUCGUUUCGCAAGACCAAAUGAGAACCGAAGUUCCACAGUUACAAAGCCUGCUGCACCCUAAAUGGACCCAGAGUUUGGCUUCUUUGGACAUACAGAGACUAUUGAAGAAGACUUUGAACUUCAAAGAAGCGGUAAAGUCGUCAAAUUGUUCGAGUUAUUCUGUGUUGUUGACGUACGAGAAUUCGAUUGUGGAAGAAGGUCGUAAAAUGUACUUGGUGAUUCUGUUCUGUCCGAAAAGGGCGGAGGAUGACAGGGUUAUGUAUGCAGUAGUUGCCACUGUUCUCAAUUCUGAUUGGUUCAAACCGGUCCUGGUUGAUAAACUGAAAAACAGGCCACCAGAUGGUUUUUGAGCAUUUUAGACAUUCUUAGAAUAAAAAAAUUGUGACAAUUGAUAGAUUGCGUGAAAACAAAAACUAAGUUUGUAUAAUUUUGAAGGAUUUUAAAUUUUCAGAAAUCCAGGUAAAAAUUG